CCCCUGACCAUUCCAACGCGCGGAGGCGGGGUUUCCCGGGCUCACGGCGCAGGGGCAUGAUCGCUCGCGGUCUCCGCGUGACGUCGGCAGCUUGGUUGCGAGGAAUGGCGACGCUGAGACGCAAUAUGAUUGGGGUGUGCCAGCUGACCAGCACAGGCGACAAGGAGACAAACUUCGCCGAGUGUCAGGCGCUGGUGAGGGAGGGGGCCGAGCGAGGGGUCAAGUUCCUCUUCCUCCCCGAGGCCUUCGAUUACGUGGCGCCCUCUCAGGGGCAGACCCUCAGCCAGGCUGAGACCCUGGAGGGGGAUCUCAUCCAGCGGUACCUCCACUUGGCCAGGGAGACAGGCCUCUGGAUGUCUCUGGGAGGAUUUCACGAGCGAAGCAGGGACUGGGAGCAGGACCAUCGCAUCUACAACACCCAUAUCCUCAUCAACAACUUGGGGGAAAUCGCAGGGGUGUACCGUAAAACCCACCUCUUCGACGUCGACAUCCAAGGCCAGCUGGCGAUGAAGGAGAGCAGCUACACCAUCCCCGGGCCUGCCAUCGAACAGCCUGUCAACACACCGAUUGGGAAGGUGGGCCUUGCAACCUGCUACGACCUUCGUUUCCCUGAAAUGUCGCUCGUCCUGUCUCAAGCAGGAGCUGAAAUCCUGACCUUCCCUUCGGCGUUCACUUUGACAACCGGCCUGGCUCAUUGGGAGCCCCUGCUCCGGGCCCGUGCUAUCGAGACCCAGACGUACGUGGUAGCAGCAGCACAGACCGGGAAGCACAAUGACAAACGCACGUCGUACGGCCACAGCAUGGUGGUGGAUCCCUGGGGCUGUGUGGUCGCUCAGUGCCAUGAGGGGAGGGACAUUUGCUACGCUGAGAUUGACCUGGAGUACGUUCACGCUGUCAGACGGGACAUGCCUAUCAUGGAGCACCGCAGGACUGAUCUGUAUGGGCGGCUGAAUCCCCUGCCCACACACACCGGUGACCACUGACCUCCAGGCAGGAGUGCUGACUGCUCCUGCUCCACAGGACAGCAUGCAGACUGACUGCGAUUGUUCGUAUCAUAAUCAAUCAUUAAAAUACCAGCACAAAGUACACCCCUCCACUGACAAA
This is a messenger RNA of Hemiscyllium ocellatum (epaulette shark), 1104 nucleotides long. RefSeq names its product nitrilase 1 (gene nit1). Gene Ontology annotation, molecular function: hydrolase activity, acting on carbon-nitrogen (but not peptide) bonds, in linear amides. Lineage: Eukaryota; Metazoa; Chordata; Chondrichthyes; Orectolobiformes; Hemiscylliidae. Bases 57 to 983 code for a protein of 308 amino acids. The record is from RefSeq and is a predicted model, not a curated record. The transcript is spliced from 6 exons.